Molecule: messenger RNA, 2000 nt
Organism: Durusdinium trenchii
Lineage: Eukaryota; Dinophyceae; Suessiales; Symbiodiniaceae
Source: the annotation of a GenBank genome assembly
GGUUGAUCCACAAGUGUUCCUUCCCCUGGACUCAGAGCCACCAGUGGCAAUGUUGGGCUCAGAGCCACUGUUUUAGCCAUGGCCGUUGCCGGUGUGAUGCUGUUCUCUUUGGUUUUGCUGGCUGCGGGAGAAACGAAGCCAACGUCCGUGGAAUGGAACAAGUGGAUAGAUCGCUUGGGUACCUGCCUGGUGACUUGCUUGGUUCUGAUGGUUUGGCGCUGGUGCUCCCAAAAGCCCAAAGAGGAACCAAAGGAGAUGCACUUGCCAGCAGUCGAGGAAGUUGGGGCAGGCUGGUUGAUGCAGGAUCUCGAGAAAUUCGAACAGCUCACGAAGCAGCAGAUCCGAAGCGUCAACCCCAGGUUUGAAGCAAGUCUGGAUGAAGCCCGGGCCUUUGUGCGGGUGUUGUGUAUGGGCAUGGGCACUUUUGAUUGCUCCUCCCGAGUGGUGCAACCUCAAGCACAAGGCAAUGUUGGCAAUGCGAUGACUCCAGUUUUGGUGGUGAAGAAUUGUAAGCUUUUUGGGGACUUUGCGACUCGCUCUCGGAUCCCCUUCAACGUGGUGAGCGAUGAUGAAGUGGCUUUCCAGGUGCAGAGCAGCCCACCUACAGGGGACUGUCCAUUCCGUUGCAAAUGCCACGCGCCUUGCUUUGGCCCUGCGAGCCGCAGUACCCAGGAUGGCCAGCCUCUGGGCGGCGCCUGGGCCCAAGUGGUCUUGGAGGCCGACGGCCAGCUGCUGUCGCUGGACGCAGCACCACAGGUUUUUGCGCAGGAGGUGAGCUUGGCUCAGUUCCGAGGGAAGCCCGUUGUGCUUGUUCCGAAGAAUGACGUCUCUUCCGUGAAGCUGCGUGGUGCGGUGGCCGUGCUCUCAGAGAAGCACAAGCCGGGGACCAUGUCGGAUGGAGCGCUGCUACGGGGAGCCUACCAAGCGGGGGCAGAGGCGGUGAUCAAGAUCGGUGGUGGAGGUGCAAUGCUCUACUGCGUGCCUGAUCCUUCAGAAAUCCCUUGCUUUGCCAUCUCUGAAGACGAUGGCAAAAAGUUGUGCUCCGCCCUGGAGGCUGGCGGCCGUGUCACUGUGAAGGAGCUCAUAGUGCACGACCGACGUGAGAAAUUGCAAGCUGAGAGGUGGAAAUGUGGUAAUGUUUGGCUGCAUGUUUCAGGUCUGUACUUGCAGUCAGUGGACUGGGAUGGGCCCCUCUGGGAAGUGGCUCAGGAGGCCCGGGCUGCGCAAGAGGCGCUCAUCUAUGAGGACUACUUUGAAGCCUACCAGGACACAAGGGAGGUGGAUCCACGCUUGGGGCUGGAACGCAGCAAGUUGCGACGCAUGAUGGAGUCGGCCUGGUCCCAAUUAGGUCGCAUCGGCUUGACCAAGAACGCCUCAAUGAUCGGCAAGUUGUUGGCCCUUGGGGCCCAACGCUGUAAGUUGAAGGUGAACUACCUAAAGUUCCACCCAGCUGAGACCUUCACAGGAACAGCGUGCGCGAUGCUUUUAUCACCUCACAAGCCAGGUUUCAAGCAAAAGCCGGCAUCCGAUAGCCUGGUCCAGGCAUGGGUGGCGCACGAGGCCGUCUAUUUGGCGCUCAUGGGGCACUUCACCAAGUUGAUCGAUUAUAUGGCUCCGUCCUUGUGGAAUCUCAUCAAGUGUAUGAAUGGCGAGUUCUUUGGAUGGGAGGCGGAUGCCAGCAAGAUCCGCAAACUCUUCACCGCAUGCACUGGGCCAUUUGGCCCAGUACCUCGUGAACUUUGGCAGCAACGAGAUCCCACCUGGCGCAUCACGGAUGAACGGAAUGCUGUGUGCAUGGUGGUGCGCACCCAAGGACGCUUGCUGUGGAGCAAAGAUGCCACCGCCGCGCCUAUGCGCACCGUGCUGCCAAAACGCUCGGGGCCAUCAGGACCAACGCGUCCAAUGCUGGAUUUUAUGAGCCGCAUGGCUCAGAAGCUUUGCUGCACCCUGUGAACUGUGAACAAUGCAGUCGGAGGAUUUGUCUCACCCACACCAGCUGC